Messenger RNA from Limulus polyphemus (Atlantic horseshoe crab), 1759 nucleotides. RefSeq names its product LIM/homeobox protein Lhx9-like. The record is from RefSeq and is a predicted model, not a curated record. Gene Ontology annotation, cellular component: nucleus. NCBI's taxonomy places the organism in Eukaryota, Metazoa, Arthropoda, Merostomata, Xiphosura, Limulidae. Gene Ontology annotation, molecular function: RNA polymerase II transcription regulatory region sequence-specific DNA binding; DNA-binding transcription factor activity, RNA polymerase II-specific. The transcript has 4 exons. Gene Ontology annotation, biological process: regulation of transcription by RNA polymerase II; neuron differentiation. The coding region runs from base 21 to 980 and encodes 319 amino acids.
UUGGCUUGUUGUCAAAGGUUAUGCUGUGCUCAAGGUUGUUUGAUGUCAAACGCUGUGCUCGUUGUCAACAGGGAAUCUUCGCCAAUGAAUUAGUUAUGCGAGCCAAAGACUUGGUGUAUCAUAUUCAUUGUUUUACAUGUGCGUGGUGUAACACAGUGCUAACCCAAGGAGACUAUUUCGGACUGAAGGACAACCUAGUUUACUGUCGAACACACUACGAGCUACUUGUACAGGGCGAAUCUUAUCUGCCGCCAGACAUAGGAACAAACAGAACUAUUGAAGGCCAGUCCGGUGAGAGCGGGCAGUUUCACUAUUCGAACUACACAUCCACAGGUACUGUCAGGAAAGGAAGACCGCGGAAACGGAAGUCAGCGGGUGUGGAAGUUAACGGUAUGACGACACAAAACAUAGGCCUGUUGUUUACUGACCAGUCGGGCUGUAAUCUCCACAUUCCACCUCUUGAUGCUGGUAUACCCAAUCAGAAUGUCCUAUCUCACCCGAACGGACAGCUACGGUCUAAGCGUAUCCGUACAUCAUUCAAACACCAUCAAUUAAGAACAAUGAAGUCUUACUUUGCAAUCAAUCAGAAUCCAGAUGCUAAAGACCUGAAACAACUGGCUCAAAAGACAGAUCUUUCAAAACGAGUACUUCAGGUGUGGUUUCAGAAUGCCAGAGCAAAAUGGCGCAGAAAUAAUAUAAAACAACAGGAUCAGCAAUCCCAACACCACUCACCACAACAACAGCACAAUAUGAAUGUUUGUAGUCCAGGAGCUGUCAGUUCCUUCUCAGAACCUAGCCCCCCAGCCUCAUGUUCGAUGAGAACAGAGUCCACACUAGGGGGAGUUCCUCCCCAGAUUCCUUUAUCCUGUGUUGAAUACUCGCCCAACCCUUCUCUUACGCCAACAGUUUCUCACCAUUCUGCACCCUCUGGAACUUCAGGAGAUUCAUUUCCUUUAAACUCAUUUCAGGAACUGUUCUAACUCAGUCAUUGUUAAUAAACUUACAAGUGAAAACUGGUAAAAUAAACAUGUUUUAUCGUUUUUAUCAGUGUAUCUUCAGAUCAAUGAUAAGUUUAUGUGUCCUCCGGAAAACCUGGUUAUCUUUUUCUUAGUAUUCCAGCUGAAAUAAAUUAUUUUAAGGGGGAAAAAAUGUUUGACUAAUCUGACAUAGUAAUCUUCGCUUGAAUCAGACCGAGAUUUCCACUUGGGACUCAAUUCCUUGUUUUCAAAUCCAAGAAACGACAAAAAGGAUGUUCUAGAUACUGUUCGUGUAAAUAUUCUUCUAUAUAAAGUAUAUAUAUAUAUAUGUAUAUCUAUAUAUAUAAUGUAAAAUUAAGAAUAUGACGGAAACUAUUUGAUACGUAUGACUUGUGGUUAAUUGGUGAAGUUGUGCAUACAUACAUAUAUAUCUAUGUUUAACUAUUUAUCAGUUGAGUAUCACUUUGUAAUUUCUGUAACGAUUGCAUCUUGAGGGUAAGUGAGAUAAUACCAACCACAAUAAUGCUUUAGUUUCAGAAGUGAAGAAGUUUGAUACUUAAUAUAUACAAUUUGGGACAGCUGAAGCCUACGGACUUAGAACGCUAAAAUCCGGGGCUCGAUUCCCCGCAUUCGACACAGUAGAUAGCCUGAUGUGGUUUUGCUCUAAAAUAAAUAUAUAAUUUCGUUUCAGAUUAUCAGCUAAGAAUAUCUAAUCACCACCUUACCGAAAAUCAUUUUUCUACUAAUAAAGCGAAAUUUAAUUUCUUUUUACAAAUAUUUUU